Molecule: messenger RNA, 696 nt
Organism: Hyphopichia burtonii NRRL Y-1933
Lineage: Eukaryota; Fungi; Ascomycota; Pichiomycetes; Serinales; Debaryomycetaceae
Exons: 1
Coding region: 1-696 (231 amino acids)
Source: RefSeq, a predicted model, not a curated record
AUGGAUUCUGUUAAAAGUAAAAUUGUUCAAUCUUUAAUCCCAGGGUUAUCCUCAAAUCCUACAUUAGUUGCUGUAUUAGAUUCAAUUGUUCCCCAUAUUAGUUUGAGUACAAUUAUCAAACUUCUUCCAAUCAUCAAACCAUUCCUCGGAGAAGAAGACUCUAAUACUGCUCAGCCAUUACUUGAAGCUCUACUCCAAAACGAUAGUAAGAAAUCCCACCAGGUGGAAAGUCACGAAGCAGAAGCUUCACAAGAUCACAAGAGUGAAGUUAGUAAACUAUAUGACUACCUUUUCAAAAAAGAAGAAAACAAUAAAAAAGAAGAGAAACCUUUGGAAGAUUAUACUCCAGAAGAGAUUGUAGAAACACUUAAGAGCAAGAACAAUGGAAAUUCAGAUAAGUUCAAUGAUUUUGUUUCCGACCAUCAAGAUGAUAUAAAGAUGCUUUUCAAAUCUCUUAUAAAUCACGGGGAAAAUGUGAAACGUAGUCAAGGUUCUGAUAAGCAAGUCAAUUUAUCCAGUUUUGCAUCUCAACACGGUGACGAUAUAUUAACCUUAUAUUCAUCCUUUCUUCAUUUUGGUGAGCACAGUGACGAAUCCGACGGUGAAAGCCCCAAACAACAAACACCAAUUAAGACCCCUUCUGAUUCCGUUGAUCAAAUUGACUCCAAAUUAAAAGAAACUAAGAUUAAUAACUAA